Drosophila innubila is the source of this 2968-nucleotide messenger RNA. RefSeq names its product microsomal triglyceride transfer protein large subunit (gene Mtp). Bases 139 to 2850 code for a protein of 903 amino acids. Gene Ontology annotation, molecular function: lipid binding. The transcript has 6 exons. Lineage: Eukaryota; Metazoa; Arthropoda; Insecta; Diptera; Drosophilidae. Gene Ontology annotation, cellular component: basolateral plasma membrane; Golgi apparatus; endoplasmic reticulum. The record is from RefSeq and is a predicted model, not a curated record. Gene Ontology annotation, biological process: lipid transport; lipoprotein metabolic process.
GUGAUCGUUUGAAAGCUACGACAAUCGGCGAGAGACGCCAAUAAAUAAACGAUCAAUCAAUGUAAAACUGAUCGGCUUAGUGUACAAUAUUCAAGUGCAAAGUGUGUGCAAAAAAGCCGCAGAACAAAGACAACAAAAAUGCAACAGCGCCGGCAAACGAACAACAGCAACAACAAUAACAACAGUGGAUUGACUUUCUGUUUGCUGUUGUUGGUCACCUGCUUUGCAGCUACGGCAAGCGCCUCUUUGAUUCCCCAUGGAACGCAGCAGUUUUUUGAGCUGCAGAGCAAAGUGAGAUUAGAGCAACUCAAUGCCGAGCAAUCCACCUCAGAAGAGGUGAGUUACACUUUUGAGACCAAGCUGAGGGUGAACUCUGUGUGGAGCAAGGAUGACCAGCAGCUGCUGGAAAUUCACCUCAGUGAGAAUCGUGUGAGAGCGCCGGGAAAAGCGAAAGCUCAGCUUAAGGAGCGUGUUAUCAGCAGUCUGCCGGACAGACCCUUCUACAUAGCGCUGGUGAAAGGUCAGCCGGAGCAGGUGAUAGCGCACACAUCGCGGGAUCAAUCGCUGCUCAAUCUGGAACGCGGCAUUGCGUCGCUGCUGCAGCUGCGACUCUCGUCUAGUUCCGAGAGCGAACUCGAUGUUUCCGGACAUUGUCGUGUGAAGUACAACGUGAAAUCCCCCACGAGUGUGGUGAAAACCAAAACGGAUUGCGCUCUCUGGGAUUUGCGGGUGAACGACCAUCCCGAACAGGCGCUGAGUGUCUCUCAGCAUUCCCGUGAGCAAGUGGAAUACGAACUCACCUCGGCUGGAACUCUGCUGCGUGCCGAGUCAACGGAGACGCAUCGCUUGACACUCGCAGCGAAGCCGGAUGCGGGUAGCUUGGUGCGUGGCAACCUGCGACUGCAACAUGUGGCACAGGGUGACGAGCAGGUGCAGCAGCUGGAACAUUCCACACUGGAAGCGGCCAUUGAGAGUCUGUUGGAAUGGUAUCGCGUGUUUCCGCUGGAAGCCGAUGUAGAUGGCGCAAUCGGCGAGCUGAAAGAGCAAACAUUGCAGGAGCAAUUUGAAAAGAAUGUGAAGCAACUGAAGGCGGAGGAUGUGGGCAAAUCCUCGCAAGCUUUGACCUUUGUGCAGCUGCUGCCGCUGGCAAGGAUCAAAAAGCAGCCGCAGCUUCUGGAGCUGCUGGAAUCGCAUUUCCAUAUGAGCUCCCAACUGGCGGAUCUUCUCGGCGCCGUGCAAACUUAUGAGGCACACAAUGCCACCUUUGCGCAUUUCUUUAGAGGAAGGGGGACAACCCCAGAGUCUGUGGAUAGGCUGGAAAAGUAUCUGCAAUCCUUGGCAGUGGCAACGCAUCCGCAGCGCGAAAUCAUCGAGCAUCUCUUCGAUUUGGUGCAGCAGGAGAAGAUUAAUGCAAAGCACUCGAAUCUCAGGGACAGCGUGCUCCAAACGCUUGCCACAUUGACCCGUCAGAGUGGAUUUGAUGUCAACGAUCCGUUGUUGCAACAGAUACGUGAUCAUCUGCUCGAUGGACUUGCCACCUCUAAGGAUCCAGAUCUUUAUAUACGCGCUCUGCAGAAUCUACGUGAUCCUCUGACCAUCGACGAGUUGCUCAAACAGGCGACGCAGUCGGAGCAACCCAAAUUAUCGGUGGCUGCCUUGCAAGCUCUCAAAUCCUUUCCAGCUUCCAGUUAUGCGACGUCACAUCGCCAGAAAUUUGAGAGCAUUUUCUAUCAGCGACAACGACGCUUCGAUAGCUCCGCUCGCACCAUAGCACUGGAUGUGCUCCUCGACAUGCGUCCCAGUGCUGAGCAGCUGGGACAACUCCUAGAUUACCUCGCCUCCAAUGAUCGACAGUUCGAGAUCAAGACCUAUCUGCUGCAAAAGCUGCGCAUGCUCGCCGAGAUCUGUCCACGUUUCCGGGCCAUGUUCCGAACGGCGUUGCUCCAACGUGACCAUGUCAACAACUACAAUGUGCUGGGACAGAAGGGUCUCACCACAGUGCUCACUCGACAACUUUCGCAGUCGCCCGCCUUCAAUGAGACGCUUCUGAGUACGCAGGAGGUUUAUCAGGGCAUCCUGAAGCGUGGAUCCGUGGAGUUUCUGCUGCACGCUGGACGGGAUCAGGCGAGCAGCUUUAAACUGGGCGUUUACACCGCCGGAUUGGGCUCUUUAGUUGGAGAUGGCGAUGCGGAUGAUGGCAACGAUCGCAUUCCUGCCGAUGAUGAGCUGCAGGGCGAGGAAACUGUCACCGCCGGCAUGGAGAUUAGUGUCCAAGGCGCCCAGCUGCGUCCCUUGAUCUUUUUCACUGGCCAGACCGAGCUCAUGGGUCAUGUCUGGGGCGGCAGUGCAUCAGAUUCGACGCCAGCUUAUCAGGCGACGACACUGGCUCAGGAUCAUGAGCAAUAUAUUGUCCUGGCAUCGGGUGCAACGCUGCACUGGCGUGUCCUGGGCGCCAGAAGUGUCGAUCUCAAUGGCAAAGUCGGUUUCAGUCUGUGGAAUCGCAAUGCCCAAACGGAGAUACAACAAAACACGGGCAGCGCUGUCCUGAGUCACGUUUCCGUGGGAUUCACUUAUGCCAAACUCGAGCAGGAUUUCACACUCACCCAUGAGCCAAAGUUGAGUCUCCAGGCGGAUCUCGAUUUCUACAGCGGCAUCAAACUCUGCAUGCAACUGCAACGUCCCGAGCAAUUGCUAACUUACUCCAAUGUGCGUUCCGUUUACCUGCAAAAUGUGGAGAAAACGUAUGCCAAACAUUUGCGUUUAACAACCACGCACAAAUCGGCGGGUCUCACUUUCGCUUUGAAUCAAAAGAACAACGAGAUGUGCAACAUGAUAUUUGCAAAUGCCUGAGAUUAAAAUCGCAUUAAUAUGUUUAAUAAUUAAUUGAUAUACAAAAAGCGCAGAGAACAAGACUCACCGUAGUUGUAAACUUGCAGAGAUUAAAUUUCGUCGAGUAUGAAUUCAAAAA